GCCUCCAGCUCCGUAAGAAGAGAGAGACGUUCUCGGCGCCGCCACGAGGUCCCGUGGGCCGGUUACUCGCAGCGUUUGCAGAUCGAAAUGUCGCACCCUUCCCCCGAGACGAAGCCCUCCAAUGCUAGCAACCCCCGAGUCUUCCUGGAUGUGGACAUCGGAGGGGAGAGAGUUGGCCGGAUUGUCUUAGAAUUAUUUGCAGAUAUUGUACCCAAAACUGCAGAAAAUUUCCGUGCGUUGUGUACAGGAGAAAAAGGGACCGGUGCCAGCACCGGAAAGCCGCUCCAUUUCAAAGGAUGCCCUUUCCAUCGAAUUAUUAAGAAAUUUAUGAUUCAGGGUGGAGAUUUCUCAAAUCAGAAUGGGACAGGUGGAGAAAGUAUUUAUGGUGAAAAAUUUGAAGAUGAAAACUUCUACUACAAGCAUGAUCAGGAGGGUUUAUUGAGCAUGGCAAACGCAGGCCCCAAUACCAAUGGUUCUCAGUUCUUUAUCACAACAGUUCCAACUCCUCAUUUGGAUGGAAAACAUGUGGUGUUUGGCCAAGUAAUUAAGGGGAUGGGUGUGGCAAAGAUACUGGAAAAUGUGGAAGUGAAAGAUGAAAAACCUGCAAAAUUGUGCGUUAUUGCAGAAUGUGGAGAAUUGAAAGAGGGGGAUGAUUGGGGAAUAGUUCCAAAAGAUGGCUCUGGUGACUGUCACCCAGAUUUCCCUGAAGAUGCAGAUAUAGAUUUAAAGGAUGUAGAUAAAAUUUUAUUAAUAGCAGAAGACCUAAAAAACAUUGGAAAUACUUUUUUCAAAUCCCAGAACUGGGAGAUGGCUGUUAAAAAAUACACGAAGGUUUUAAGAUAUGUGGAGUGUUCGAAGGCUGUCACUGAGAAAGCCCAGGGUGCGAAGCUGCAGCCUGUCGCUUUAAGCUGUGUGCUGAAUAUUGGGGCUUGUAGACUGAAGAUGGCAAAUUGGCAAGGAGCAGUAGACAGUUGUUUGGAGGCUCUUGAAAUAGAUCCAUCAAACACCAAAGCACUGUACCGUAGAGCUCAAGGAUGGCAAGGAUUAAAAGAAUAUGACCAAGCACUGGCUGAUCUUAAGAAGGCUCAGGAGAUAGCACCAGAAGAUAAAGCGAUCCAGGCAGAGUUGCUGAAAGUCAAGCAGAAGAUAAAGGCACAAAAAGAGAAAGAGAAAGCAGCAUAUGCAAAAAUGUUUGCUUAAUAAGUAAUAGUUUUAAUGAGUGGGCUGUAUAAAAGCAGUAAAAAAUAACGGUCUUUGUUUUAUUGUGUGAUUCAUAAUGUGUUUGAUACUUCAGUUUGCCAUGUUUACAGUUCAGGAAUACUGAUAAGGAUUCACUAAAUAACUUUGCCAAAUACAGUGAAAUUGUUUUUUAAAAAUGGCUAUCUGCAUUAUUCACAAAGAACGUGUCCAGCUUAUUUUAAACCUGAAAGAGACACUUACUGAAUAAACAGAUUAAAGCUUAAAUUUGUAUAUUGUUUCUUUCACUUCUUGUUGUAUCUGUGGUUUACUUGUGCUGGUGUCUUAUAGCUAGAUAUGCACAUCAGUGGUUGACCAAAAAGGCUUUGUGGAUCAGUGUAGUUUGUCAUAGCUACUUAGUUCUAUACUCGUAACUCAGAAGC
Sorex fumeus (smoky shrew) is the source of this 1619-nucleotide messenger RNA. It is a transcript of the gene PPID, whose product is annotated as peptidylprolyl isomerase D. The record is from RefSeq and is a predicted model, not a curated record. Gene Ontology annotation, molecular function: peptidyl-prolyl cis-trans isomerase activity; protein binding. The coding region runs from base 88 to 1200 and encodes 370 amino acids. The transcript has 10 exons. NCBI's taxonomy places the organism in Eukaryota, Metazoa, Chordata, Mammalia, Eulipotyphla, Soricidae. Gene Ontology annotation, biological process: protein peptidyl-prolyl isomerization; protein folding.